Molecule: messenger RNA, 2838 nt
Organism: Cololabis saira (Pacific saury)
Lineage: Eukaryota; Metazoa; Chordata; Actinopteri; Beloniformes; Belonidae
Gene: gnao1b
Product: guanine nucleotide binding protein (G protein), alpha activating activity polypeptide O, b
Exons: 8
Coding region: 285-1349 (354 amino acids)
Biological process (GO): G protein-coupled dopamine receptor signaling pathway; adenylate cyclase-modulating G protein-coupled receptor signaling pathway
Cellular component (GO): heterotrimeric G-protein complex
Molecular function (GO): G-protein beta/gamma-subunit complex binding; GTPase activity; corticotropin-releasing hormone receptor 1 binding
Source: RefSeq, a predicted model, not a curated record
GAUGAAGUCGGUCGUCAUCGGCAGCGCCGCCCUGUAAAGAGAGAGAAGGCAGAGAGAUAGAUAGAAACAGAGAGCCUGAAGAAGAGCCCCCCUCCCCAUCAUCCCAACAUCCCACCAUCAACCCUUCCCACAGCAGCCCCAUUUGAGAGAGAGGAGGAAAGGGGGACGGAGCGAGAGAUAGAGGAAGAGAGAGACACACACACACUCACAGUCACGGAGAGAAGAAGACCGUCUCGGGGACGACGAAGGGGGGGAUUCGCUCACUCUGCCGUUGGAAAAAAAACAUGGGAUGUACGCUGAGCGCCGAGGAGCGCGCAGCUCUGGACCGGAGCAAGGCCAUCGAGAAGAACCUGAAGGAAGACGGGCUGACGGCCGCCAAGGAUGUGAAGCUGCUCUUACUUGGUGGCGGGGAGUCCGGCAAAAGCACCAUCGUCAAACAGAUGAAGAUUAUCCAUGAAGAUGGCUUUUCUGGGGAUGAUGUGAAGCAGUAUAAGCCUGUGGUCUACAGUAACACCAUCCAGAGCUUGGCAGCCAUCCUUCGAGCCAUGGACUCCCUGGGCAUUGAGUUUGGAGACAAGGACCGAAAAGCUGAUGCUAAGCUGGUCUGUGAUGUGGUCACUCGUAUGGAGGACACAGAGCCGUACUCUGCAGAGCUUCUUUCUGCUAUGAAGCGUGUAUGGGUUGAUGCUGGGACUGUGGAGUGCUUCAGCCGUGCCCGGGAAUAUCAGCUUAACGACUCUGCUCAAUACUACCUGGACAGUCUUGACCGGAUCGGGUCAGCGGACUACCAGCCCACGGAGCAGGACAUCCUGAGAACCAGAGUGAAGACCACUGGCAUUGUCGAAACCCACUUUACCUUCAAAAAUCUUCAUUUCAGGCUGUUUGAUGUUGGAGGUCAGCGGUCAGAGAGGAAGAAGUGGAUCCACUGCUUUGAAGAUGUGACAGCCAUUAUCUUCUGUGUUGCUAUGAGUGGGUACGACCAGGUGCUCCAUGAAGAUGAGACAACUAACCGCAUGCAUGAAUCGCUCAUGCUCUUUGACUCCAUCUGCAACAACAAGUUCUUCAUUGACACAUCCAUCAUCCUCUUCCUCAACAAGAAAGAUCUGUUCGCUGAGAAGAUCAAGAAGUCGCCAUUGACGAUUUGUUUUCCAGAAUACACAGGUGCUAAUACUUACGACGACGCUACUGCAUAUAUUCAGGUUCAGUUUGAGAGUAAGAACCGCUCUCCCAACAAAGAGAUCUACUGUCACCUGACCUGUGCCACAGACACAGGAAACAUCCAGGUAGUGUUUGACGCUGUCACUGACAUCAUUAUUGCAAACAACCUUAGAGGGUGUGGCUUAUACUGAAGCCUGGCCAGAAGCACAGAGGUUGUCACUGAGUGUGUGAGGAGUUAAUAAUGAUAAUUUUGAUGAUACUUAAACACAUAAAUAUGUAAUUCUACACGUCCAAAUGGACCCAAAGAGCUGCCGUCCGACACCACACCGGAUUACUGCUAUGAUUUGUUCCCUUUCUUAUUUUGAUUUAAGUAUAAAACUCCCCAGUUUUGUCUUUUAAAAAUGUGUUUUUGAGUUUCAUGUUAGCUGAUGACUGUGUCAACAACUGGGAAGGAUCAGAAGCACCAGGGGUUUAUUCAGGUGGAGCGUUGUCCUGCUAAACUCCAGAAAUGAAACACGAGGCGUGUGCAGCGCCACGCCUCGUGGGACAUUGUCCUGUUCCUUGUGGAAAGUCUUGGGGCGUGUGUAAUACAACUGAAUACAGCCUCUGGUGCUCAGUUUAUAGAGCUGUUGUGUGCAAAGGUAGCGAUGAUGAUGAUGAUGGUAUCGGGAAGGUGCUGUACUUGUGGUUGAGGGUCAUGGAUGGACAGAGGGCCGUCAUUUUAACUCUUCUUCAGACCCCAAUAUGACCAAACAGCCUGAAGGUCUGCUCCAAUUAGUCUCCUCUUUUUGCUUUCAAACAUAAUGAAAGAGAGGAUUCUCCUGUUUGGAGCGGCUGCUCAUUGACCUCCUGUAGCAUGAGGUAAAACUGAUUAGCCAAUGAUAUCUUUAAAAGAAAAAAAAACAAAAAAAACAUAAAACAACUUUAUAUUGGUGCCAACCAUCUGAGAAUGGCAGAUAGGGGAAUAGGAUCAGAAAUAAUAGCUCAUACUAUUGACUAUAUUAUUUAAGUAACAGAUAUAAGAUUUUACUAUCAUUGAAUGAUUUAUUUAUUUAUUUAAGCCUCAUGCCCUACAUGCCUCCUCCUACCUCCUGAAAUCCCGUGCCACAUAUUUAUUUCCCGUCAAGAAAACUUGGGGUUGCACCGAUACCUGUUCAGAGGGAGGAUAGCAGCCCUCCAAUGACAUCUUGUUCUCUGUGUGGUACUCGACCCUUCGAUGUGAAUCUUUGUAGAACCAGAAGGCUGCGCGAGGAGAACAAUAUCAUUUGAGGCAGCCUCUGUUUGGGGACUUAACUUUUUUUUUUUUAACCUUUACCCCUGACCAGUGAACAGGGAACAAUUUUCCCCACCAUCUGUCACAUUUCUCUUUUUAGAGAAAAAGGUACAGCUCUUCAUUUUCACCUGUAUACCCAGAAAUUCACCUUCCCAUCCCUAUAUUCUCUUUAUCAUCACAUAUCAGUCCUCAUGUCCCAUCUCCAUUUUCACCCUAAAAGCACCGUACUGUACAUAUAUAUUAUGAUUAUAUCAGAAUUGUUUCUUUUCUUUCUUUUUUUUUUACUGUGAAUGUUUUUGUGCUGCACCCCUUCCUACUCAGUAGUUUAUUGGUUGCUCUCAUGUGGAAUGUUUGUGCUGAGCCAAUCGAAUGUUGUGUUUACAUUAAAGCCACACUUUUCCUAACUA